AUGUUAUGGUGUUUGGCCGUCUCCCUGCUCUUGGGACGGGCCGUGGCUCGUCCCCAGGCUACAACUACGGCAUCGCCUUGCCGCAAAGACGAGAUUUACACCUCUCUCAUGCGAGAGGACGAUGGGGAGUUUUGCCAGAGCGUGAUGAAUGAUCAUUGCGUGACGGUCAGCACGCCCGAAGCGUACACCAGUCUUGGGGAUGAUGAGAUAUCCUCUUAUGUGAGUAUCGGCAAGGCCCAUCUGCAGAAUCUCGGCGCCAGCUUCGACGGUGUCCAGCCAAGUUUCGGAGACCGGUUCGGGGACUACGGGAUCUGCUUCCUCUUCAGGAGGAGGCGGUGA
This is a messenger RNA of Clonostachys solani, 339 nucleotides long. The record is from the annotation of a GenBank genome assembly. NCBI's taxonomy places the organism in Eukaryota, Fungi, Ascomycota, Sordariomycetes, Hypocreales, Bionectriaceae.